AUGGUAGCCAUGAUGAGAAGAGCCCAUGGUCAUUGUCAGGAUCCUGCUUCUGUUACUUUCUCUGUGCUAAGCCUAGCGAUGUAUUUCAAUGGCUGGCUCUCCUUCUUCAUUACACUAUACUAUAAGUUGCCUCUCAAACAAGAUAGGACGGGUUUCCACACUCGGGAUGUUGACAUCACAAAGAGGUUGGACUACUCAUCUGGAAUAGCCGUUCUCGGAUUCUCACUCAUCGUAUACAUCCUAAGAACCUUUGAUGUUCGGGUGGAGGCUACAAGAGUCAUGGUAUCCGCUCCAGUACUAGCUUUAGUCACCACCCACGUACUGUUGGAACAUGAUUGUGUGUGUGCCAUGGGAGUCGCUCAGCUUUUCCUAUGGGCAAGAUGGGCAGCUGUUUCUAGGCAUCCUUCUAAUUGGAAACUGUGUGUGGUUGUGAUAGCUUCAGGUUUAGCUAUGCUUUUAGAGAUAUAUGACUUCCCUCCGUAUGGAGGCUACUUCGAUGCUCACUCUAUUUGGCACCUCGCCACAGUUCCUCUAACCAUUCUCUGGUGGAGCUUUAUUAGAGACGAUGCUGAGUUCAGAACUUCCAGUCUUCUCAAGAAAUCUAAGAAAAAAACGAAGUAA
Brassica napus (rape) is the source of this 621-nucleotide messenger RNA. Its product is annotated as post-GPI attachment to proteins factor 3-like. The transcript is spliced from 4 exons. Gene Ontology annotation, cellular component: endoplasmic reticulum membrane. The record is from RefSeq and is a predicted model, not a curated record. Lineage: Eukaryota; Viridiplantae; Streptophyta; Magnoliopsida; Brassicales; Brassicaceae. The coding region runs from base 1 to 621 and encodes 206 amino acids. Gene Ontology annotation, biological process: GPI anchor biosynthetic process. Gene Ontology annotation, molecular function: hydrolase activity, acting on ester bonds.